Molecule: messenger RNA, 2241 nt
Organism: Kuraishia capsulata CBS 1993
Lineage: Eukaryota; Fungi; Ascomycota; Pichiomycetes; Pichiales; Pichiaceae
Exons: 1
Coding region: 1-2241 (746 amino acids)
Source: RefSeq, a predicted model, not a curated record
AUGGUUCGUUCCUUAGAGAGAAAAGAAGAAAGGAGCCUCACAGCUUUAGCUGAGGCCACUCUUAUUUGUAGCAGAGAUGGAUGGCAGCUGACGGGUGAACAGCAGAACAAUACAUCGGUAUGCGCACGACAAGUCUACUUUGGCCCAAUUGGGAAGGGAUGGCUGUUUUUAUUCAACCUCCGUAUCUUGUGUUUGUAUUGUUUCUUAGCUCCACUCAUUUACCUCACACAAAGUCAUUCUCUAGCCAAUUUUGUUUCCAGUAUGCGGAACGAGUGGACUCUCUGGAACAAGCUGCUCCAGGAGAAGAAAACUCCAACUGCGGAGUCAAAAACACCCCACACUGUGGCCAGGUCAAAGAAAUGGUUUAGACUGGUGCUUUUAGCGGCAAUGUUUGCUAUGUUACUACGCCCUUUUUGGGAGCCUAUGACUGAAUGUGUCCACUUUACAACAUCUACAGUGUCAUAUGGUGCUCCAAUUCCACGCUGGAGAUUUUCCCCGCUGGAAUCCCGCAACAACGACUACUCCACCUCUGCCAAUGGCCCCAAGGAAAUUUUUGAGGUAUACAUGCCUCCCAAAGACUUUGGAACUCCUCUUUACAACCAGACCUUGUUGUCUACCACCUUUGCGAGUAGCUGGGGCCAUCCAGCAGUUGUUAAGUACACUGCUCCAGCUGUCAAUUUUACACAGGUAGUGCUGGUUCUGGACACAGUCGUUGAUGGGGUUCAGUACGAUAGAUUAGCCCAUCUGUACUUGAGUGGAGUUCCUUUGUGGAGAACUUCCACAAUUGAGCCUGGUGGAACAUUGGCUCAUUCUUCCACUUCCAAGGACUUGACGUUGUACGCCUCGGUAUUCAGAGAGGAUGGUGAGCUGAUGUUUCAAUUGGACAAUCUCAUGACAUCUCGUCUUACUGGCGCUUUCAAUAUCACGCUCACAGCCUACUAUUACGACGCCGAGCCAGGCACUUCUCUUCCAAAGAGAGAUUCACUGGAGUCACUGGAUGAUGUUUUGCGCAUUACAGACAUCGAUGACGAUCUAUAUGUCCCUGGUUCUAAGCGUAAGCUGUUCGAGGCUUCCGAAGAGGCUGAUCGAGUUAUUACUCUGGUUAAAGCCCCAGAUGGAAGACCACCUCUACGCUACUUGCCGGACCAUGGGUUUGACUUCAAAGUCCAAAAGCUGAACCAUAAUACCACUCGUGUCAAACUCCAGCUGUUUGCGUCUGGAAAUGCCGAGGAGGAGUUUUGGUACUCUAACGUGCUCGACGAGUUCAAGGACAUAUUUGCUUCGCGGGGCCAUUACUUUGCAGGCCAUGGUUCUUGCAGAGUUGCUCAUGUGUUUGUGAACGGAAUUCGUGUGGCUACUGCUACGCCUUAUCCAGUGAUAUACACUGGUGGAAUCUCCCCUGCCCUAUGGAGUCCGGUCGUUGCAGCCGGCGCAUUUGACGUCAGAGCCCUUGAGGUUGAACUGACACCUUUACUGCCCUUUUUCUGGGAAUCUAGUGGAGCGGGUCUCAAGGUUGUGAUAUCUAAUUGCCUGGAUGAUGAUCUUCCAGUGGGAGUCAAGCCCAGCUCCAUAGGCCAGAACUGGAUCACCACUGGCAACUUGGUGACUUGGGAGGACGCUUCCAUCGUUAAGUCUAGUGGAGAACUUAUCAGCGUUUCCAACACCACUAACGUGUCUAGUUUCGGAAUUGCGCCUCCUUUUGCUGGAUUACUCAACCAAAUUGUGAAAGCUAACUACAAAAAUCAGAUUGACACUGCCCUCAGCUACGUUCUUUCCAACGGCUCAACCGUUGAUAUCAUUGCCGAGGUGACCUCACACACUAAAUAUUUGAACAAUCUUCUGCUCACCAGCUUUGGUGACAAACAAUCGGUGAUUUCCAUCCCAGACUCAAAGCACUCGUUUGCGCUAUUGGAUAACGACACAGUUCUGUCGCAGGUGAAUUAUACCCACAAAUAUCCUCUGAUUCUGAGUCUGAACACUGGGAAAAAUCCCGAAGGAGAAAUCUCCUAUGCCGUGAAUAUAACCAGAGAAUUCGAGGUAUCCGUGAACAUCAGUGGAAAUGAGGCUGCCAAGUUCAAGAACGUGGAGAAUGGAACAUCAACCUUUUUCUUGAACCCUAACGGAAACCACGGUUUUGGCACCGUGGAGCACAACCUCACCGUUCUAACUCAGGAUCCUUUGCCCGAGGGAAACUAUUCGCGCCAUUUGAUUGCUUCAAAUGGUACUGUGAUUGAGUUGUGA